Molecule: messenger RNA, 2843 nt
Organism: Periophthalmus magnuspinnatus
Lineage: Eukaryota; Metazoa; Chordata; Actinopteri; Gobiiformes; Gobiidae
Product: protein Wnt-2b-A-like
Exons: 5
Coding region: 372-1529 (385 amino acids)
Biological process (GO): cell fate commitment; canonical Wnt signaling pathway; neuron differentiation
Cellular component (GO): extracellular region
Molecular function (GO): cytokine activity; frizzled binding
Source: RefSeq, a predicted model, not a curated record
GGUUCGGCGUGAGCAUCCAAACCCCGCAGCGCGCACAGCACCACUGGAGACGCACGAGCAGUUAAGCGGUCAUAUCUUUGCUUUGGUUCUAUCAGUUUUUUUCCUAACCGUCUGGACCAACCCCUGGGCACGUGUGUUGAAGUAGCGGAGAUUAGACACUUGUUGCUUGCGGAUAAACUCUUGUACGGGGGCGCAUUGCGCGCACAUGGCACCGGUAGCAGCGCGCUUGUGAUGCACGCACCAGGGAACAGUGGAUAACGAUGCCUAACGAAAUCUACUGAACUCACUUUUGUUUCGUUCUUUUGCUUUAUCUGGAUUUUUCUUUCUUUUACUAAAAUCUGUGGAUAAUUUCAUUACGUGUAUUGGACGCUAUGCUGGGGGUGAAGCGGUUUCUGAAUGUCAGGACAGAGCAGACAGCGGAGGUCAGGCUCUCGCCCAGGUGGUCGUCAUGCCCCAAACAUAUUCCGACGCGGAUUUACAGUGCAUGUCUGCUCCUGCUGUUGCUUAUCACGCCACGAGUGGACUCUUCGUGGUGGUAUAUUGGUACACUAGGGGUACGUGUCAUCUGCAACAACAUCCCUGGUUUAGUGAGCAAGCAGAGGCAGCUGUGCCAACGUCACCCUGACAUCAUGCAGGCCAUUGGAGAGGGCACCAAGGAGUGGAUCAGGGAGUGUCAGCACCAGUUCAGACAUCACCGCUGGAACUGCAGCACCAUGGACCGAGAUCACUCUGUGUUCGGACGGGUCUUAUUGCGCAGCAGCCGUGAAGCAGCAUUUGUCUACGCAAUCUCUUCAGCAGGAGUGGUCUAUGCACUUACACGAGCCUGCAGUCAAGGGGAGCUCAAGACGUGUAACUGUGAUCCACACAAACGUGGACGGUCCAGUGACGACCGAGGCGAGUUUGACUGGGGAGGCUGCAGUGACAAUAUCAACUAUGGAAUUAAAUUUGCCAAAGCUUUUAUUGAUGCUAAAGAGAGGACUGUCCGAGACGCACGAGCCGUCAUGAACCUGCACAACAACCGCUGCGGCAGAACCGCUGUCAAGCGGUUCAUGAAGUUGGAGUGCAAAUGUCACGGUGUGAGUGGCUCGUGCACACUGCGGACAUGCUGGAUGGCUAUGUCGGACUUCAGAAAAACGGGCGAUUACCUAAGGAGAAAGUACAAUGGGGCCAUUGAGGUGACCAUGAACCAGGAUGGGACGGGGUUUGCUGAAGCCAACAAAGCCUUCAGGAAGGCCACCAAGAAUGACUUGGUGUACUUCGAGAACUCCCCAGACUACUGCCUACAGGACAAAGCUGCAGGUUCACUGGGCACAGCUGGCAGAGUUUGCAACAAAACGUCCCGUGGCACCGAUGGCUGUGAAGUCAUGUGUUGUGGGCGGGGCUAUGACACUACCAGAGUCAAGCAGAUCAUCAAGUGUGAGUGCAAGUUCAAAUGGUGCUGCAAUGUGGAGUGCAAGGACUGUGAGAAGGCUGUGGACAUACAUACAUGCAAGGCACCAAAGCGAGCUGAGUGGUUGGACCAGACCUGAGGGCACCCCCUGGCCUUUGCUGUUACACCCACCCCUUCUACAAUUCGCAAAAACAUUUAAGGGAAGAUGGGAUUCUGGGAAAUUUUGUCCAACAAGUGCUUUGCCUUCCCUCCUCUUUUGUCCAUUUGUCACUGCAUGGCUUUAAUACCUGUCUCUGAGGAAGCACUAGAAGUCCAUUUUUAAUUGUCUAUCAUCCCCAGUUUUUGAAUUGCAGGGGGAUGUGGGUACACUGGCAUUUUGUUCCAGUGUGACAUUCAAAAAUGGUUUACUGCAUUCACCAAAAGCUUUAUAAGACACUUUUUUUUUACUUUUUUUUUUUUUUUUACUGAGCCUCUAACAUAUCCAGUAUUAUUACUACAGUGGCAUACUGACAUGAAUGUCUUUCUUUUUGAGGAAAAAACUCUACUAAGAAUGCAAGUUUGACUUUUGGAAGUGGCUCGACUAGUGCACUUUGAGAAGUGGGCAUGGAUUUAUAUUGCCCUUGAGCAAUACACAGAACUGAACCCAGGACAGGAAGUGACACCAAAUGUGUCAUUAAAAUGGUGACUGUAAAAACUGAGAUAAGCUGUGUGGAAUUAAUUAUUUAAAUUGUGAAAUGUUUCAGUCCUUAUUUGUGUAUGAAACUGCACUACAUUGACUGACUUAAGGAGAGCAUCCUUGUAAUGAAUCACAACCAGUAUUCUGAACAAGAGCUUAAUAUACAAAAAUGAGGCUUUGCUAUGUAACCAUAGCCUCGGUCAGAAAGCUACUCAGCUACAGCUUGCUUGUGUAAUGUUAUGACUAUAUCGCUCAUAUAAACAGAUCAAAAAGAAAAAUAUGGGAGUGGUGUUAGUAUGACAAUAUAAGAAUUGAUAAAGCAAUAGUAUAAUAAUGAUUACUGCAGAAGAAAUACGACAUUUCUUUGAUCCCACUGGUGCGUAAGUAACAAAUGCUGCUGUGUGCAUAGAGGGUGGAGUGCUGCUGUAGUCGUGGAAGGCGAGUGUGAUUAAAGGCCCUGUCCUAAAGUGGACUGUCCCACACCCCUGUCAGUGGAAUUCCAGGUGGGUGCUCCUUAAUGACGGGGCACUGUAAUUACCUGGGGCUGUUGAUAGCUGCUGAUUGGAUGUGGUCAUGCCACAGAGGGGCUUGUGUGGGCUCCUGCUGGGACAGCGUUUAAUCAAAGGCUUCUUGGAGAUUAUCAAAGAGAAACUGCUGCAAUCUAACCCCACUGCUUCCCAGACAUCAGACCAGCUCAGGCUUUGUUAUACUAAACCACUGAUGACUGAAAAGUACAAAAAAGUGACACUGAAAAAAUAGCAUUGUAUUAUUAAGAAA